CCUCAUUACUGGAUCUUGGGCGCACCCUCCGUCGCUCAACCCUCGACUCUCAUAAACAAUGGUCUGCUUCCUCCUCUCCACAAAUACACAUCCGGCACAACUGCCAAUUGCUUGUUGCUCUUUUGGACCCGAACAGCAGCAAUCGCACGCCUGCCAUGCGCUACGACGACUGGGACGUGAUCCUCUUCCCAAAGGACUCUCACGUACCGAUACAGGAGUUCAAGACUGCCUGUUAUGUCUCAUCUGAGGAGUAUGGCCGCCAGUUGCCCACUCUGACCUCCUACAUCAGCACUCUGCCGCCGUCCACAUCGUUCCGUAUCUCCGUACAUUCAUGGGCCACUGCAUCGAAAGCCUCGGCACUAAUAGAGUCUCAACGAAAGGCGAACCAGAAGGUUGUAUACACAGUUCAGGUCAUCGUUGACGGGGCUAGAGUCUUCCGUGGCUUCUUUGACAUAACGUCGAAAUGGCCCCGAGAGAUUGCGCAAGAGAAGAGAUCACUCACCGUCAACGAAUACCCUUCAAGCCAACGGAAACAAUGCCUUGAGUUCCCACCCUUCCAUCAACGAACCCUCAUGCAGAACUCAUGGAAUGCUCACGACCCACAAGGACGAAUAAAGAUCAUGUUGUCGGAACAGUUAAUCACGAAGACGGCCAGUCCUGGAGAGGUAGACCUCGGCACGACCAACGACAUUGUUUGCUUCUCAUUCCAGCAUGCCCCAAAAGACGUCCUAGAGCAGGCGGGCAUCUCAUGGCCCAUCCGAAACCCUCUAUAUCUCCCCAAUGCGCUGGAGCGGACCACGCAUAUGUCGCAAACAUCUCCGACGAAGUCCUGGACACCGAAGGCUCGCACUUUUCCAGGCGAUAUCAACAUGCAAUUACCGAUCUCGCAAGCAUCAGCAUCCGAUUUUGCUAGAUCACAGAACUCAUUACCCAAUCGACGCUCUAAUGCGCAUCUGCCCUCUAUCUCACAGUUUGCGAAGCCACUUUCAGGUUUCAAACAUAACGGUCGUCUAGGCAUAUGGGACGACAAUCUCAACUCGCUUGUAGAUUCUGCCGACGACAUUAGCAUGGAUACUUUGUCAACAAGAAGGACGUCGGGCUCAACUAGCGACAUGGCCAUGCCUGACUAUAUGUACGCCUCUUCACAUCUGUCACGGAAAAGUCAACCAUGGAUGCCCAACAGGUCCCAAUACGAUCAAGGCAUGAGUACCCAAUGGGAAGAUCAUCCGCCGAGGAAGGACAAGGAGAGGCAGCUCGUCGUCACCCUUCGAGAUGACCAGCUAGGUCAGAUCAUCCAAGCCAUGAGUCCACCAAAGCAGAAUCGUGGAUUAUCGCAUGGAUCAGGCAAUCAACCCCAUGAGAAUACUGGUCGCCUACCGACUACUCACAACUACUGUCCCCCAAAGUCAGAUAUCGAUCCACCCAUCAACCGCCCGUCGUCGGCGGCCAUGGCUCGCAAGUCAUCAUACUCAGACUUUAACAAUGCCCUACGGAACGCAUCCAACAAGCAGUCGCCAAGUAGACAGCGUUUCCACGAUGCGAUAAAUGACAAACCGCCCACGAUGAACCUCCCAUCUUUCUCAAGCAACAAAGAGAACUGUCCUCCUUCGCAGUCGCGAUUACCUACUGCUUUUCCAAACACCAAUCGUGUCCCUACUCCCAAUCCCUUUGCGCAACGGCUGCCAACCCAAAACUCAGAUAUCUCCAUGAGAGACCCAUCUCCGGCACGUUCAAGUAUGUAUAGGUUCACUCGGAGUGAAGCGCCGCCUCCGACCAUUGAGCCUGCUAAGUUUGGGUCAGCUUACGGCCCUUCAGCUGUGAAUAUUAGGAGCCGGAAGGAAGGUAUGGCAUCUGACUCACCGAGGCUGUCGGAGCAAGCCAUGCGCCAUGAUCAGAGCCUACUACCAUCAUUGAAGUCAGGGUCUCAGAAUGCACAUAUAUCCAUCUUUGAGGACAAAGACGGAUCCUUGCACAGUACUCAGAAGAAUAUCCCCGAUGUAGUCGAAAUCAUCGACGUGGAUGUCAUCGACCCCCACCUAAGCACCAAUGCUUCCUUCGAGAGCAACAAGCUGUCUCCGUUCAAGUCCUGCCACAAGACUGGAGUGUCACUUUCAAGCAUCGACAGUACUGGCCGUCUAGAGAGACAGCUAUACAGUGCCCUUGGCGAGGAACUAGGCAGCUUCGAGCACCACGUUGACACUACAGGUAUGGGACCUGAACUCGCACAAGCACUCGGUGGUGCCACAGCACACUCCGAUCUCAGCAGCUCCGGCAUGCUGAACCCAAACGCUCACGACUUUGAGCCAACGAUUAAGCGGAAGAGGCAGAGUACCUUGGGUGGCGAUCGGGAGAGAAGUCCGAUGACGAAGAAAGAGAAGGCUGACUCGCGAGCUGGCGACGAUCAGGAAGAGGUGGUGGUGUGUAUGAGAGGGAACUGAUCGUAUUGUUAGUUUGAAGAUGCUGUCCGGAGUACUAUGCGUUAGUCUUGUAGGAUUUGUUUUCAGAGCGGUUUAAGCGUGUCGCUGUACCUGUUAACCCUUUGGGGUAAGAACGUGUCUUACGUAUUGUCAAAUAACCAGUAGCUUAUAGGAAAAUUGGAGCAAGAGCUGUUUCUUCUAACAACGAAACAUCAUCACAUACACGAAUAUAAAGCACACAC
Messenger RNA from Alternaria rosae, 2659 nucleotides. RefSeq lists its product as uncharacterized. Lineage: Eukaryota; Fungi; Ascomycota; Dothideomycetes; Pleosporales; Pleosporaceae. The coding region runs from base 156 to 2438 and encodes 760 amino acids. The record is from RefSeq and is a predicted model, not a curated record. The transcript has 5 exons.